AUGUCUCUGACACCAAAAUCGCUUGUUCUCACAUUUCUCGUUGUUCUCCUUCUGGUUUCUCUGGUUCUUCCUCUGAUGGAGACAACAACAACAAAUUCUCCUUCUUCUGAUCUUAUAGAGGUCCUCCACCACCAUGGCUUGCCAGGGGGCCUCUUCCCUCGGAAUGUGAAGUCAUUCAAUAUGGAUAAAAAAGGUCGCAUGGAGGUGCACAUGCAUCAUCCUUGUUGGGCUCAGUAUGAAACCACAGUUUUCUUUGACUCUGUGGUGAAGGCCAACCUCAGUUUUGGGCAGCUCAAGGUUUUGGAGGGAAUGUCAAGGGAAGAGCUGUUUGUGUGGCUUCCUGUGAAGGAUAUCAGGGUCACUGAUCCAUCUUCUGGGCUCAUUGUCAUUGAUAUUGGUCUUGCCUUGAAAUGCCUCUCUUUUUCUCGGUUUGAAGAUCCCCCAAUCUGCAAAUCUGAUGAUGGUAACUUCUAUUGGUUUCUCACUCACUCUAUAGUGGCAUGUAUCUCAUUCAUGAUAAUGUUUUUUUUUCCUGAAUUGAUUGAAGACCUUUUAAAUUAA
This is a messenger RNA of Lotus japonicus, 561 nucleotides long. RefSeq lists its product as uncharacterized. Lineage: Eukaryota; Viridiplantae; Streptophyta; Magnoliopsida; Fabales; Fabaceae. The transcript has a single exon. Bases 1 to 561 code for a protein of 186 amino acids. The record is from RefSeq and is a predicted model, not a curated record.